UCAUUGACUUAAUGCAAGAGGAUCUAUCUGGUAAACAGUGAGAUCUAAAAUGACCUUCCUUCCAAAGUGGCUAACCUUUCUGAAAGGCAAAGAGGUGGUUAUUGCUAAUGCUAUAAUUGCAAUACUGACAAUUGGUGGGCAGCAACUCUUCUCUUUCUUUACGUUCAGCUGUCCUUGUCAUGUGGGGCAGAACCUCAUCUAUGGGUUGGCCUUCCUGGGCGUUCCUGCACUGAUUCUUCUGGUUAUUGGCUAUGCUCUGAACAACCAGACCUGGAGGCUGGUUACAGGCAAGAGGUCUCCUCUCCUGACGGAGAGCACAUGGAAUCAGUUAUUGCAGUGCAAGCUGACCUGCUUUGUACUGUGCAGUAUCACUGGGAGAGCACUGGUUGCUCCAGUGACGUGGCUAGCAGUCACUCUGAUAAAUGGCUCCUACUACGUGUGUGCUGUGAGUGAGUAUGUCUCUGUGUAUUACUAUGGAGAUAUUCCUAAUGUGACUAUUAGUGAACGCCAGAGGAUUUUGGCUGCGUUUCCUUGUAGUCAGCUAGUUCCACCAGAGCUGAGCAGGGUGAGAGAUGAAGUGAUCCUCCUGCUCCGGUACCAGUCACAGGUGGCAGGCUGGCUUCUGAUUGCUGUGGUAGUCAUCACUGUCUUCCUGUCUUACUGUCUGGCAAGCUGCUUCUCCCCGCUCAGCUUUCUGCACUUCAGGUACUGGACCAGCUAUGUCCGUAAUGAGCAGGAGCUCUUUGAUGAAGCAACAGACCAGCACUCCAAGCUCUAUGCCAUGAAGCAUGUAAAGAAGUUCUUUGGAUUUGUCCCAGGAAAUGAAAAUAUAAAUGAAAUCCGUAUCCCAUCACUCAGGGAGUGGCAAGCUAUCUCUGGACUGGCCUUCCUAAAAUUAGUGGAUGAGGAGCAUUACGACUACAGCCUCCUCCAUGACUGGGCACUCAAGGACUCAGCAGACAGAAAAUAUCUGAAGCUUGAUGAAGACCCCUGACCAUAACUUAGCUGUGAGGUUCUGAGUCCCUGCCAACACCUUGUGGAAAAAUCAGGAGUGUCUAGCUCUGCUUUAGACCUGAACUGCGAUGGAGCUUUCUAAUACCUUAUUACAUAAAGGACAUGAAUAAGUACUUUGUUAAUGUAGAUCUUCAGAUGCUUAUACACUGCUCCUGAUGGUGUAUGACUCCUGUGAGAUGCAGAGGUCAGAGGCCUCAUCUGACUGGGGUGGGAUGUUUCAAGCUGUAGCUUCACUUUCUAACAAUUCUGUAAAAGAGAUCAGUUUCACUGAGUAAGAAAGCUAUACUCAAAUGCUUUCUCUUCCCUCUUGUUAAAAAACCUUUAAUAGUAGACUCUGAAUGAUUAGAUCCUAUGAGCCUGAUCCACUCUGUAUGAAGUAGAAGAUAUCUAGUUUUGUCUUAAUGACCUCCAGUACAAAUACUUCAUUUUUCCUCUUCCACUUUCUCCUAUGUGGAUAGAACACCUCCUCAACCAAGGCUGAGUACAGAUAAAGUGGUUCGAAAACUUUCAGUGGGCACUUGAUAUUUUUAGCAGAAUUGAGAUGUGCAAGAAGGAGGGAUGAAUCAUAUAGCAGUUAAAAGGGGAGGAGGGGGAAGGAAAGAAAGAAGGGAAGGGGGGGGGGGAAGAAAACAAAAAGGACACUUUACAUGUGGAAACUUGAAUUUGAGCGCUUCCUAAGUGGAAGCAGUAGCAAGGUCAGUUUCCUAUUUUGUGUCUGACUUUACAAGUAAGCUGACCUACUACGUGGGGAAAUAUCCUUCUGAAGUCAAAUUUGCUUUGCCUUUGAAAAUGUUAAAAUUCUGUCAUACUAUUGUGCCCACAGUUAUUGCUGUCAUCGUUUCUCCCUGAAUUGGCAUGCGGCCUGUGGACUGUGUGCUAUCUACCUAUAGGUUAGGACAUAGGAUGCAACCUACUGGGGAUUUGUUUUUUGUUUUUUGUUAUUUUAUUUAAAAACAACAACAAAAGAACAGUCUUAAAAUAGAAAAAUACAUGUAGCACUUUCCCUUACAAAGUACAGGAGUUGAGAGCAUGCUAAGUAGCAGGUCUUGUUUAAGUGUGUUUGCUCUUCCUUUGAGGAACUUCUAAACAUGGACUUGAAAAAGCUGAAUAUGCUGAGUAACUGGAAUAAUGCAUAUAUCACUGAAAAUUUUACAAAUAUCACGUUUCACUUGAAUCCUAAAGUUUCUAUUAUACUGCAUGGUAUGUAUGAUCAGCUUAGGAAGCAAAGCAUCUGUUAGGGAAUACAAUCUCUAAUUUCACUUUAAAUUCAUUGGUGUUUGGUUUUGGUUUGUGGAUUUUUUUUUUUUUUGAAGAUGGAACACUAUGCACAAUCUGGAAAAUGUACAGCUGCUUUGUGUAUCUGAAAGUUUCUCCUCCCUCUCUGAUUGGAGUAACAAAAGCUAGCUGCUACCUGUUGUGAUUUUUCUUCUACUUUGUACCUUGUUUUACAGUGCCACUAUGAAAUGAUGCAGAAUUUGAAAAAAGAGAAAGUGAGCUGUUAACCUUUCUUACUUGUAGUGAAACUGUAAUUUUAAAAUGAAUCUUUUUAAAAUGAAUCUAGCUUUGUCUCAAUUGAUGUUUUUCCUUUGUUUUUUAGAGUUUAUUUAAAAAAAAUCUGAAUAACAAACCUUAGCUGUCAUUGUGAAUUUAGCCUGCUAAUAUGCAUAGCAUUGUCUUGUUGGGAUAUGCUAAUCCAUAGCAUUAAAUACAGCUAUAGUAUUAUGA
Molecule: messenger RNA, 2739 nt
Organism: Phasianus colchicus (ring-necked pheasant)
Lineage: Eukaryota; Metazoa; Chordata; Aves; Galliformes; Phasianidae
Gene: CALHM4
Product: calcium homeostasis modulator family member 4
Cellular component (GO): plasma membrane
Molecular function (GO): monoatomic cation channel activity
Source: RefSeq, a predicted model, not a curated record